Miscanthus lutarioriparius is the source of this 504-nucleotide messenger RNA. The record is from the annotation of a GenBank genome assembly. Lineage: Eukaryota; Viridiplantae; Streptophyta; Magnoliopsida; Poales; Poaceae.
AUGUCUUUGCCUAGUCCAAACACAGUGCCUAGUCCUCCUAGAUUCACCAGAAGUAGUGCAACCAUGUCUUCGCCUGGUGCAAAUAGAGUGCCUAGUCCUACCAGACCCACUACUAACCUGUCUCAGCAAUCUACUCCCACAAACAGUGUUAACCAAACAGUUCCCACGGACAACUCGCCAGAUGGACAAAGCUCUAGGCAAAGCAAUGACAUCAAUGAGUUGGCUAAGCAAUUUGAUGCUACUAAUUCAGAGGGUCAUACAACUGAAGGAGAACCAGUCCAUGACUCAGUUCCAGCACCCCAAAAGAAUGUCCACAAGAAAACCAUGGGUCAUGGCUUAGAGAAGAUGAUUAAUAGAGGAAAGAAGCUGGCUAUCGAGGUGGCUGAAGGGAAGAAAAGACCUGAGGUCCCACUUCAAGCCGCGAAGCUAGCAUUAGAAUGUGGUGUUGCCCUUAGAGACAACCUGCCUAUCUACACAUCUUGGAAAGACUAUGAUAAUGAGUAG